Molecule: messenger RNA, 875 nt
Organism: Zerene cesonia (dogface butterfly)
Lineage: Eukaryota; Metazoa; Arthropoda; Insecta; Lepidoptera; Pieridae
Product: 15-hydroxyprostaglandin dehydrogenase [NAD(+)]-like
Exons: 5
Coding region: 1-813 (270 amino acids)
Cellular component (GO): cytoplasm
Molecular function (GO): oxidoreductase activity, acting on the CH-OH group of donors, NAD or NADP as acceptor
Source: RefSeq, a predicted model, not a curated record
AUGUCGAGUGAUUUGAAGGAAAAAGUUGUUUUUAUGACGGGGGGAGCGAUUGGAAUUGGUGCAGCUUCUGUUAUACUUUUUCUUGAAGAAGGAGUGAAGCAUAUCGCAAUAACAGACAUCGACGUUAAUGCGGGAAAACAACUAGAACAGGAUCUAAACUCCAAAUACCCAGGUCGAGUCUCGUUCAUAAAGUGUGACGUCACCAAUGAUGAAGAACUGUUUGCUGCUUACGAUCAGGUUUUGAAACAAUACGGCUAUAUCGACUUUGUUAUUAACAACGCGGGUCUGAUGAACGAUAGUCCUAAGGUGUACAAGAAGGCGAUUGAAGUGAACGUAACAGCUCUCGUAACCAGUACCUUAAAAGCAUGGGAAUUUAUGCGUAAAGACAAGUCUGGUAAAGGUGGGACUAUUGUCAACAUAUCUUCUAUAGCAGGAAUAGUCCAAGCUCCUUUUGUUCCCAUAUACCAAGGCACUAAGAGCGCAGUAUUGCAGUUCAGUAACUGUAUUGGGACCAAAGAAAAUUAUGAAGCGACAGGUGUUAAAGUACUGACGGUUUGUUACGGCCCAACAAAUACUAGUCUCAUUUCUAAACAAAAACUACAUAGUUUUUGUGAUUUGUACCCACAUGUUACAGAAAUAAUAGAAAAAAAUCGUAUUCAAAGCGUAGAGUCGGCUGCAAAAGGUCUAAUUGAGGUUUGCAAACAAGGCGAAAGUGCUAGUACCUGGCUCGUGGCAAACGACAAGAAAGCCAAAGACAUCACUCCUGCUGUGAAGAAAGCCUACUCUGCAUUACUUGAAGCUUUAUUUCAAUAAAGCUUUCUAAAGAAUUAAGGUAUAAUCCGGUUGAAAAUUCACGAUGCGUCGUAUACUUUAUU